AUGAAUUCAUUUAAAUUUAAACAUUCAUCCUCUAAUGCAAAUUUGCAAAGUGCAGCCCAUAUAACUUUAAGACAAAUUUUAGAACCAAGCAAUGUUGAUUUAAGAUCGAAAAAAACACACAUUGUUUGUACACUUGGCCCUUCAUGCAAAUCAGUUGAAACUCUUGUAGAAUUAAUUGAUGCAGGAAUGGAUAUAUGUCGUUUUAAUUUUUCACAUGGAACACAUGAAGAUCAUAAAGAAAUGUUUAACAAUGUUUUAAAAGCACAACAACUCAGACCAAACUGCUUAUUAGGAAUGUUGUUAGAUACAAAAGGACCUGAAAUCAGGACAGGACUUUUAAAAAAUAAAGAAGUUCAUUUAAAAGAAGGUAGCAAAUUAAAAUUAGUUACUGAUUAUGACUUUUUAGGAGAUGAAACUUGUAUUGCUUGUUCAUAUAAAAAGUUACCUCAAAGUGUAAAAAAGGGAAAUAUUAUAUUAAUAGCAGAUGGUUCAGUUAGCUGCAAAGUAUUAGAAACACAUGAUGAUCAUGUAAUUACAGAAGUAUUAAAUAGUGCAACUAUUGGAGAAAAAAAAAAUAUGAAUUUACCAAAUGUAAAGGUUGAUUUGCCAAUUAUUAGUGAAAAAGAUAAAAACGAUAUUUUAAAUUUUGCUAUUCCUAUGGGAUGUAAUUUUAUAGCAGCAUCCUUUAUUCAGUCAGCUGAAGAUGUUCGUCUGAUAAGAAAUUUAUUAGGGCCAAGAGGAAGGCAUAUUAAAAUUAUACCUAAAAUAGAAAAUAUUGAAGGUAUUGUUCAUUUUGAUAAAAUCCUAGCAGAAUCAGAUGGUAUUAUGAUAGCAAGAGGAGAUUUAGGAAUGGAAAUAUCUCCAGAAAAAGUCUUCUUAGCUCAAAAAUUAAUGAUUUCAAAGUGCAACUUACAAGGAAAACCAAUAAUAACAGCUACUCAAAUGUUAGAAUCAAUGACAAAAAAUCCAAGACCUACUAGAGCAGAAGUGACAGAUGUAGCAAAUGCUGUCUUGGAUGGAACUGAUUGUGUUAUGCUAUCAGGUGAAACAGCUAGCGGAAAAUUUCCUAUUCAGGCUGUUACUAUAAUGUCAAAAAUUUGCAUAGAAGCAGAGGCAUGUAUUGAUUAUAAAUUAUUAUAUCAAUCUAUAGUGAAUGCAAUAGAUACACCUAUAAGUGUACAAGAAGCUGUAGCUAGAUCAGCAGUAGAAACAGCAGAAUCUAUUGAUGCUACUUUAAUUAUAGCCUUAACUGAAACAGGAUAUACUGCUAGAUUAAUUGCUAAAUACAAACCUAGUUGUAGAAUAUUAGCUCUUAGUGCAUCUGAAUCAACAGUUAGAUGCUUAAGUAUACAUAGAGGAAUUACAUGUAUUAAAGUUGGAUCAUUUCAAGGUACAGAUGUUGUUUUAAGAAAUGCCUUAGAAAUUGCUAAAGAAAGAAAUUUGGUUAAAGUAGGUGAUAGCGUCAUUGCUAUUCAUGGUAUUAAAGAAGAAGUUGCUGGUGGUACUAACUUAAUGAAAGUUGUUCAAAUAGAGUAA
Plasmodium gallinaceum is the source of this 1536-nucleotide messenger RNA. Its product is annotated as pyruvate kinase, putative. NCBI's taxonomy places the organism in Eukaryota, Apicomplexa, Aconoidasida, Haemosporida, Plasmodiidae. The coding region runs from base 1 to 1536 and encodes 511 amino acids. Gene Ontology annotation, molecular function: magnesium ion binding; potassium ion binding; pyruvate kinase activity. The record is from RefSeq and is a predicted model, not a curated record. Gene Ontology annotation, biological process: glycolytic process. Gene Ontology annotation, cellular component: cytoplasm. The transcript is spliced from 3 exons.